Molecule: messenger RNA, 2148 nt
Organism: Cynoglossus semilaevis (tongue sole)
Lineage: Eukaryota; Metazoa; Chordata; Actinopteri; Pleuronectiformes; Cynoglossidae
Product: neuropeptide FF receptor 2-like
Exons: 3
Coding region: 184-1830 (548 amino acids)
Biological process (GO): G protein-coupled receptor signaling pathway
Cellular component (GO): plasma membrane
Molecular function (GO): G protein-coupled receptor activity
Source: RefSeq, a predicted model, not a curated record
GCGGGGGGGGUAAUGAAGUCCAUCUUGGAUGGACCGCUCUGAAAGAGAUGCAACUGUUCCCCAAGAUGGAAGAUUAAAGAUAAACGUUGCUUCACAAACACAGACUCAAAGAUUUUCAAAAGAACCAAAGAAAACACGUGGACCUGAUUCUUCCCGCCUUCUUCAGUGCGCCGUGUUUCCCCCAUGGCCCAUUCCCAGGAACAUCCUCUGGAUUCCGACUCGGUCCGGCCCAGAGUCAACCUGACUGAGAGCCACCUGGUGGUGGCCUCCACCAUCAGCCUCCCCUCCUCUCCUUCCUCCCUUCCUCCGUCCCUGCACACUGAUUUGGAGAGCAUGCUGCUGUGGACCCUGCAGGAGCCCAGCACCAUCGCUUUGACCACCAUGUACACUCUGUCCUUCAUGUUGGGAUUCUUUGGGAAUUUGACGUCCCUGCGAGUCCUCACCAACAGACGUAACCGGCGACUGGCGAGUGUCAGCGCCACGCGCAGCCUCCUGGUCAACCUGGCUCUGUGCGACCUGGCCGUGGUGUGCGUCUGCAUGCCCAUCACUCUGGGAAGCCAGAUCUACACGGCCUGGGUCUACGGUGACCUCCUCUGCCGGGCGGUGCCCUUCACCCAGGCGGUCUCCGUCUCUGCCAGUGUGUUGACGUUGACGGUGAUCAGCGUCAAUCGUUACUACAGCGUCAAAUCCCCUCUGCGAGCUCGGUCCAUGUUCACCCGACGCAGACUCUUGGCCACCCUGCUGGUGGUCUGGGUGGUCUCCUUCGUCAUGUGUGCCCCGAUUGCGGUGAUGAACCGACGGAGGGAGAUCAGCUUUGGGACUUUUGCCAUCUUGGUCUGUCAGGAGGAGUGGCCUCAGCAUCGGCUGAAACAAGGAUACAACGUGCUGCUGUUCGUUAUGCUCUACUGCCUGCCAGUGACCUUUAACCUCACCAUCGGCUUCCUGACCGGGAGACGACUGUGGGGAGGGAAAAGAUCUACUUUCAGCGAACUGGACCCACGCAGCCGAGCGCUGCACAACUCCCGCCUAAAGAUUCGGCAGAAAAUCGCAAAGAUGGUGGUGAGUCUGGUGCUGCUCUUCGCCACCUCCUGGCUGCCGCUCUAUCUGGCCGACCUGUGGAUCGACUGCGUCCAGAGGCCGCCGUCCUGGCUGCUGCAGACACGUCCGUUCGCUCAGUGGUUGGGUCUGACCAACUCCAGCCUGAACCCCAUCUGUUACUGUCUGAUCGGAGAUCUGUACCGAUCGGCUAAGGUGAUCCGCACCAGGUAUUACCAGAAAGUGGCUUCUCUCUUUGGCCCCGCCCCCUUCUCUGAGGCCACCGCCGUCAUGUCUCCAGUUACUGAGGGAACCCAGACCAAAGAGUCUGCCGCUGAGCACCACAACAUCUCUGCCGCCGCUGCCGCCGCGUCUUUGGUCACCAUCCCCAGGCUGCUGAGCUUAGCUCGAGGACAGAUGGUCAGGGGCAGCACGGGACGCCAGGCGGGAUCUGACCGCAGCCUCUCAGACUGGUGCCGCUCCAGUCCCAGUCUGUGGGACGGCUCGCUGUUCUCCUGCCAGCUUCACACGCUCCAGAGUUCCAUACAAAGGGGCAACUUCCUGCAGACCAGAAGACACUCGAUGGAGGAGGGGGGCGGGUCGUUAACUCUGAGAAUGGAGUCUGAGGUCGUGGACGGGUUUCCUGUCAGGAGGCGUUCAAGUCUGUCCGCUGAGGAGAGAGACGCCAGGGAUGUUCUCUGCUCUGGACAAACCUGUAAUCUGGUGGGAGAUCAGGAGGAGGAGGAGGAGGAGGAGGAGGAGGAGGAGGAGGUGACUGAUAUGACCAGCCUGUGAACACUGCACAGGAUCCAGUGGAUCAACAGGAAGUUCUGGCUCUUGUGACAUCCAGUGUUCGCCCUGACCACUCCAGGUUCUGUUGGCCUGCAGGUGGAGCUGUGGUGCAGUGAACUCUGAGCUAAACCACCAGUUAUCAUCAACUGGGGUGGGUUACAGCAGCGAUGCACUGGAAUCAUAUCUGACGCAGCACAACUGCUGGUCACUGCUGGUCACUGCUGGUCACUGUGCAGUGAACUGUGCAGUGCUGCUCCUCUCUGUAGCCCCUCCCCCAUCAUCCAUCAUCCAUCAUCCAUCAUCCAUCAUCCACCCAUCAUC